Molecule: messenger RNA, 1410 nt
Organism: Vicia faba (fava bean)
Lineage: Eukaryota; Viridiplantae; Streptophyta; Magnoliopsida; Fabales; Fabaceae
Source: the annotation of a GenBank genome assembly
AUGAACCAAAACAUGUCACCCUUUGUUAUUUUCCCUUUUGCUCUCUUCCUAUUCUUCUUCUUGUUCAAAAAACACAAAACAUCCAAGAAUCCAACCCUUCCACCAGGUCCUAAAGGUCUUCCUUUCAUUGGAAACUUACACCAACUUAAUAGUUCAUCCCUUGGUGUAAACUUCUAUGAACUCUCAAAAAAAUAUGGCUCUUUAAUCUUUCUUAAACUUGGCUCAAGACCAACACUUGUUGUCUCAUCAGCCAAAAUGGCCAAACAAGUAUUGAAAACACACGACAUCGAAUUCUGUAACCGACCCUCUUUAAUCAGUCAUAUGAAACUCUCUUACAAUGGAUUGGAUCAAGUGUUUGCACCAUAUAGAGAAUAUUGGAGACACACCAAAAAACUUUCCUUCAUCCAAUUUCUUAGUGUCAAAAGAGUAACAAUGUAUUCUUCGGUUAGAAAAUAUGAGGUGACUCAAAUGAUGAAGAAGAUAUCAGAACAAUAUGUCCCCUCUAACAAACUUGUGAACCUGCAUAAUCUUCUUUCGUGUCAUACAAGUGCGAUCGUUUGUAGGACAGCGUUCGGGCGAAGGUUCGAAGAGGAUGGAACUGAGCGUAGCAUGUUUCAUGAUUUGCUAAAAGAAGCACAGGAGUUGACGAGUAUUGUUGAUGAACAUCUUGAUCCUGAAAGGAAGAAGUUGCAUCCACAUGAAGAGGAUGUUAUUGAUGCUUUGAUUCAUUUGAAGAAUGAUCCUUACUGCUCAAUGGAUCUCAAAUCUGAACACAUCAAACCUUUGAUCAUGAAUAUGUUGUUGGCGGGGACAGACACGAUUGCGUCUGUGGUAGUUUGGGCUAUGACUGCACUAAUAAAGGAUCCAAGAGUGAUGCGGAAAGUACAAGAAGAGAUUCGAAACGUAUUUGGAGCGAAGGGUUUUAUAGAGGAAGAAGAUGUUCAAAAGCUUCCAUAUCUCAAAGUAGUUAUAAAAGAAACAAUGAGAUUAUAUCCAUCAUUACCGAUACUUCUACCAAGAGAAACCAUGAAAGAGUGCGAAAUCGAAGGGUACAAAAUUCCUGACAAGACGCUGGUGUUCGUGAAUGCUUGGGCGAUUCAUAGAGAUCCAGAAGCAUGGAAGAAUCCAGAAGAGUUUUAUCCAGAGAGAUUCGUAGGAAGUGAUAUAGAUUUUAAAGGCCAAGAUUUCGAGCUGAUUCCGUUUGGUUCGGGGCGAAGAGUUUGUCCCGGCUUAAACAUGGGGGUUGUUACUGUGGAGCUUUUACUUGCUAAUCUUUUAUAUUUGUUUGAUUGGGAAAUGCCUGAAGGUGUAAAGAGGGACGAUAUAGAUUUUGAUAAUCUUCCGGGACUUGUUCAACACAAGAAAAAUCCUUUGUGCCUUGUUGUUAAGACUAGAAUUACAUGUGUGUGA